Molecule: messenger RNA, 1491 nt
Organism: Mytilus californianus (California mussel)
Lineage: Eukaryota; Metazoa; Mollusca; Bivalvia; Mytilida; Mytilidae
Exons: 4
Coding region: 133-1491 (452 amino acids)
Source: RefSeq, a predicted model, not a curated record
UCAACACUUGUAGUGGGAGCACGAAACAUGCAGAAAAAUUAAUAACACGUCUGGUAAAAAGGUAUAAAAUCAGACGCUGUAACAUAUUUGUCAGCUAAGCUUCAAGGACAGUCCAUCAGCAAAAUAUUCAGAAUGCAGUUAAUAGUUGCUUUGUGUGUUUUGGUUGUUUGUGUUUCUGCGCAACAAGACUACAGGCAAGAUUAUAGAAGAAAGAGAUCCGGAGGUCAUAAAUAUGGUAGCGAUGGUGGUGCUGGAUCUGGUCACAUUGGAGGAGGAAUUUCUGGUGGACUUGGAGGACUUACUGGUGGCCUUGGAGGAGGACUUACUGGAAAUCUUGGAGGAGGACUUACUGGUGGUCUUGGAGGAGGACUGUCCGGUGGUUUAAGUGGCAAGGUUGGAGGUGGGGUUUCUAGUGGACUUGGAGGAGGACCUUCUGGGGGUCUUGGAGGAGGACUUACUGGUAGUCUUGGAGGAGGACUUACUGGUGGUCUUGGAGGAGGACUGUCCGGUGGUUUAAGAGGCAAGGUUGGAGGUGGAGUUUCUGGUGGACUUGGAGGAGGACUUUCUGGGGGUCUUCGAGGAGGACUUUCUGGUGGACAUGGAGGUGGGCUGUCCGGUGGUGUAAGUGGCGGACUUUCAAGUGGACUUGGAGGUGGUGUUAGUGGUGGCCUUUCAGGUGGACUUGGAGGUGGCCUCAUCGGAGGGACAGGUGGAUCAUUAGGGGGCAAAAUUAAAGGAAGCCUCAGUGGAACUGGUGGUGGCUUAGGUGGCAGACUAGGCGGUGGGCUAGGCGGUAGUCUAGGCGGUGGUGUAACUGGUGGUCUAGGCGGUAGUCUAGGCGGUGGUCUUGGUGGUAGUCUAGGCGGUGGUGUAAGUGGAAAUAUUGGAGGUGGACAUGGAGGUGGGUUGUCCGGUGGUGCAAGUGGCGGACUUUCAAGUAGACUUGGAGGUGGUGUUAGUGGUGGCCUUUCAGGUGGACUUGGAGGUGGCCUCAUCGGAGGGACAGGUGGAUCAUUAGGGGGCAAGAUUAAAGGAAGCCUUAGUGGGACUGGUGGUGGCUUAGGUGGCAGACUAGGCGGUGGGCUAGGCGGUAGUCUAGGCGGUGGUGUAAGUGGUGGUCUAGGCGGUGGUGUAAGUGGUGGUCUUGGUGGUAGUCUAGGCGGUGGUGUAAGUGGCGGUCUUGGUGGUAGUCUAGGCGGUGGUGUAAGUGGCCGCCUUGGCGGUAGUCUAGGCGGCGGUCUUGGCGGUAGUCUAGGAGGCAGUCUUGGUGGUAGUCUAGGCGGUGGUGUAAGUGGCGGACUAGGCGGUAGUGUAGGUGGUGGACUUGGAGCUGGUCUUGGCGGUGGUUUAUCUGGCAGCAGUGGCGUGGGUAUCAAGAUGAAAAGCAGCAGCAGCAGCAGUAGUAGUUUAUCUGCCGGAGGAAGAAUUGGUGGUGGAAAAUAUGGAGGAAGUUCUGGAAAAUGGGGCGGAAGUUCCGGUAAAUGGGACUAA